AUGGGAGUGACAGGGCUGGCUAGAUGGAUCAACGCUCCCACAACCGGUGUCGAGCUCGUCCGUCAAAACAUCACGCGGAACCACCAGGGUGUCAUGCGCGGCAAAUGGCAGCUGAGUCUAGGAUCCUGGCGUUCUUCUCUUGGUGCCCCCAACAUGCAGAUCCCUGAGCGGGCUAUGUAUACUGUGACCAUGAAUGACAACGUAUUCGUCCAGAUAGAGGAUCCUGGCGCCCCAACACGAGCCGAGAUUCCUCAGCUAUUAGAGGCGCAGGGCCAAUCACCACGCUCGUUCCCUCCACCACCCCACUACCGUAACACAUUAAUGACCGUAAGUCCUCCUGGGGCUCUUGAACAGCUCAUAGCACAACUCCGUGCACGAUGGUUGCCGGUUCGAGGUGCUCCUACUGGCAGUCAAAAAUCUCAAAAUGCUGCUCAACAAGUGACCGUUGACGGCCUGAUAUAUUCUAUCGGCAAUGACUGGCUCAUACGUUUCGGUCAUGUCAUCUUGGCCGGAGGAGCGGUGAAGGGAAUGCUCAUCGAGGCCGAGUACCUCCCGCUCCCUGCCCUGCAUGAACAGACCAUAGACGGCUCUUCAGAGCUGCUAAUAGCUUUGCUUACUUCGGUCAUUCCAAUCACAGCGUCUGCAAAAAUGGUGGCUGUCACUGUCGCCGAUACGAUAUGGGAAGAGGUUCUUGGCGGCAUAGAUGACGAGGAUGCCGACUCCGAGUCGGACGGACAUUCCACAGUCAUUGACGAUAUCUUCGUAUCUCCGGAUGACCUCCCUCGAGCACAGCCAGGUGACUGGACGGGUCUCAACCGAGACCGUAGAUCUGCGUACUUGAUAGUAGGUGCAUUGAAACAAGAGGGGUUGAUAUGA
Molecule: messenger RNA, 876 nt
Organism: Postia placenta MAD-698-R-SB12
Lineage: Eukaryota; Fungi; Basidiomycota; Agaricomycetes; Polyporales; Adustoporiaceae
Exons: 5
Coding region: 1-876 (291 amino acids)
Source: RefSeq, a predicted model, not a curated record